Messenger RNA from Bombus huntii, 2300 nucleotides. RefSeq names its product pentatricopeptide repeat-containing protein 1, mitochondrial. The transcript is spliced from 4 exons. Bases 312 to 2177 code for a protein of 621 amino acids. Gene Ontology annotation, molecular function: protein binding. The record is from RefSeq and is a predicted model, not a curated record. NCBI's taxonomy places the organism in Eukaryota, Metazoa, Arthropoda, Insecta, Hymenoptera, Apidae.
GCUACUGGCUUUACUACUGUACCGUUAUGAUUAGUUGUAAGGUUGUAGUUGUACGUUGUACUUGAUUGUACGUAGCGCUAGUGUGCCAUUUUAUUGUAGCUAAACAAUGGUAAUUAAAUAAUUGAAAUAUUUAUUGUUUUCUAUGUAACAUAUAAAUAUAUUUGUUUUGGAAAUAACAACCAUUAAAACUAAUAGAACUAAAAGACCUAAAAGACAUGAUAAAUAACAAAUAAUAAGACAGAAGAAAAUAUCUUAUGAGUAUGCAUCCAGCGUAAACAUAUUAAUUAAAAAAUUUUACUAAUUUGUUAAUCAUGUUUUUUUUUAAAAAAAGUUGUUUUCCAAAAACAGAAACUAUUACAGGUUAUGUAAAUGAUCGUUAUUAUUCCAUUAAACGAACGAAACAAUUCUUAUAUUCAUUACAAAUAUAUAAUUCUAUUAAUUAUACCAAUAAUAGAACACAUUCGUGGUUAUGUUGUGAUAUAAACCAAUUUGGUAAAAAAUAUAUUUUAAAUACACUAAAUAAAGAUAGUCUUUCACAUUUUUCAAUUUUUAAUAAAAAAUUUUGUGAAAAAACAUUGUCAGAAGAUAUUAAUACAUUUGGAAAUCUUUCAUAUGAGGAGUAUGAAAAAAUUAAAAUGGAUAAAGCAGAAAAAGAAGAAAAAAGAUUCGCAGAAAAAGUUAUAGCUCCAAAGAAACAAAGAUUAAGUUAUGGAGACUAUUGUAGACUUAUUAAAUCUCAUUUAUAUAAUAAAAAUUUACAAUUGGCUCUGAAUAUAUUAGACUUAAUGAAAGAAAAUGGUGAUAAACCUAAUUUAUAUAUGUAUAGACUAUUACUUUCUGGUUUUGCUCAGCAAGGUGAUGUUGAACAAUGUUUUAAAUUAUUUAAAAACAUAAGAGAAAGGGGUUUAACUCCUAAUGCACCUGUGUAUAAUAGUUUACUUAAUGCUUGUGCUGAAACAAAUGAUACACAAAAAGCAUUAGAUCGCUUAUCAUUUUUACGAGAAUAUUUUUAUAAGAGAAACAUAGAUUUGUCUGAUAUACAUUAUGCAACUCUCAUUAGAGCUUAUGGUCGUCAUAAUCAAAUUUUGACUGCUUUUGAAAUAGCAGAUGAAGCAAAGGAUAAAGGCAUUUUUACACAGGACAUAAUUGCUGCUUUGUUUCAUGCAAUAAUCAAUGAUAAAGAAAAUGGAUUAAAAUAUGGUUUAGUUUUGUGGCAUAAGAUGAGAAUAAGUAAAAUACAGCCAACUAUAUUUCAUUAUAAUCUUCUUUUAAGGACAAUCAGAGAUACAAAAUUUGGUGAUUUAAAAGUAAAUGAUAUUAUAGUACCAGAAUUUAUAGAAACUCAAAUUCAACUCAGUGAAACAGGAAGGCCAGAUUUAUUAGAUUUUCCACCAGUAUUAACUACUUCACUUAUUUCAGUACUUAGGAAGAAUAAUUAUUUUAUCUCAAAUAAUAGAGAUUCUAGACAACAGCAAGAGCUAAAUAUAGAUACAAUUGAUAAGAAUCCACUAUUAACCCUAAAUUUAAAUGACAUAUUACAAAAAAAUCGAUUACUCUUAUUUGGUGGAAUUGAUAAAUUAUUAAAACGUAUGAAAAAUGAUAAUGUGCAACCUAAUACAAAGACAAUAACAUUAAUGUUGGAUUUACUCCCACCUACAAUAGAAUCAGAAAACUCUUUUUUUAAAUAUAUUGUUAAAAAUAAACUAAAAGUUGAUAUAACUUCUUUUAAUAUGCUUAUUAAAAGGAGAUGUUUAAGAAAAAAAUAUGAAGCUGCUAAAGAAGUACUCAAUGAUAUUCAAUUUCAUCAUUUGAUACCAAAUAUUGUUACAUUUGGAGUAUUAGCUAUUGGAUGCAGAAUGCACAAGGAUGGAAGAGAACUUUUAGAACAAAUGGAAACCAUUGGUUAUGCACCAAAUUAUGUGAUUUUAGAAACAUUAAUAUUCAAUGCAUGUAGUGUUAGAAACUUUACUUAUGUGUUGUAUUUAAUGAAGUAUAUAUCGGAGAAUAGAAUUGAACCAUCGCAACAAAUAUUGAAUAUUUUAGAAAAAUUCGAUGAAUUGAUGUUGCAAAUUAUUAGAAAUGAGGAUAAAUACAAGUAUAAAGCAAUUAAUGAAAUUAUGAAAGAUUAUAACAACUUUAAAAUAAAAUAUGAAAAUUGGAAAGAGGAAGUGCAGUGAUAUUCUUGAAAUAUCAAGAUGAAUCUUUAUUUUGUUUAUAAUUUCAUUUUUACAUCGAUCUGUAUUCGUAUUGACUUGAAAUAGUUACAUCGUUGUAAAAUAAAAUUUGUACAAAAGCAAAUA